AUGGAGGCGAUUAAAUAUUGGCUACAUGGUGAGUCUCGAUUCCCCGACGUACAAUGCAAUUUUAUACUUGACUCAGUUAAUUUUCUGUUACACACCAAUUAUUUUUUGUUCGAUGGUCAUUUCUUCCUUCAGCAGUGUGGGGCGGCGAUGGGGGCCUCGUUCGCUCCAACGUAUGCUAACUUGUACAUGGGGUGGUUUGAGCAACUCCACAUUUUUCAGGCCCCCGACCACUUUCGGGGUCGUUUGGUUAAAUUCUUUCGCUACAUCGAUGAUUGUAUUGGUAUUUGGGAUGGAGACGAGGAGUCUUUGGAGGAGUUUGUCCGAUAUUGCAAUGGGAGAGUGCAGGGUCUUGCCUUUACCAUGGAGACACAUAAGUUACAUAUUCCGUUUCUGGAUGUCCUAUUCUCAGUGGAACGGGAUGCAGUGGUCACUGACCUAUAUAGGAAACCAAUUACAAGGAAUACACUACUACACUCUGACAGUGCCCACCCCCUUAGCUGUAAGAAGGGAAUCCCGGUAGGGCAAUUUAUUCGCCUACGUAGGAUUUGCUCGUCUUGGGAGCGGUUUAAUGUGCAGGCAAUGCAACUUUGGGACCGGUUCUUGGAACGAGGUUAUGAGAAUGAGGUAAUCAGGGAGGCGUAUGAGAAGGCAGUCUCGCUGGAUAGAAAAGCCCUUUUGGCUAGGGACAAAGAUCGUAGACGGGGAACGAGUCGUAAAGACAGUACGCUACGGUAUUGCACUACUUUUGAUAGAAGCACCAGACUCAUUAGAACUAGUGUGAGUAAAUACUGGAAUGUUUUGAGGCAGGAUCCGAUAUUGGCGGCUGUUUUAGACCCCCACCCCUCUUUUGUGUUCAAGAGGAAUAGGAAUUUAGCGUCAUGGCUGUCGAAAAGCCUUUAUGAUUCCAGAAGGGGUGGUAACAAUAAGACAUGGCUUAGGUAUAAGGGGAACUAUAGAUGUGGCAGAAUCAGGUGCAAAUCUUGCCAUUAUCUACUUGUUUCAAAGGAAUUCAGAUCAACGUCAACGGGGAGAACUUAUGGUAUAAGGAGAUAUUUUAAUUGUGCCUCGAUUGGGGUGGUCUACCUUGUCACAUGUAGCUGUGGGGCCCAAUAUGUGGGUAAAACUGUAAGAAGAGCGGGUACACGGAUACUGGAACACCUUUCCUCAGUGAACAGAAAGGACACUAAGUCCGCAGUGGCUAAGCAUAUACUGGACAAACAUAAUGGGGAAAUUAAAAUACAUUACCAGGUUAUUGAUACAGUUACAGUGGGACCAAGGGGUGGGAAUUUGGAUAAAUUGUUACUACGUAAGGAGGCAUACUGGAUAUAUCAGCUUAGGUCAACUGAAUCUUUUGGGGGGUUGAAUAGGGAGUGGGAGGUUUCCUGCUUCUAUUAAUUCUUGGCGGAUCAUUGUUCAUGAUAUCAUGGGGUUUGGAUAUUCAAUCCAUUGAGUCAUUAUUAAGAUACACUGAUAAUGUUUGUAUCCUUUAUGUUAAUAUGCUGAUAAUGAGUUAAAUGUUGAAUGAGGGAUACAUUUCGUUAUAUUUAUUUAUUUCGGGGAUUAUUAGGGCUUUCUAGAUUUAUAUUACAUAAGCGAAAUGGUUAUUACAUCAAUGUUCACUUUUUUGGAGUCUUUAGCUACUAUUAGCAACAGUGUUUAUCUGGAGUGGGAGAGAUAAGAUGAAUACUAUGUAUUGCUUUUUACGAUGAUUCGUUAUAUUGUGUUUGGUUUUAUUUUAUUGUAUAGGUUUUGAGUAUUAAUGUGGGGGUUAACCUUUGUCUGAAGAUGCAUGUUUACAUAUGGUUUUCACUGAAAGGGUUAAACCUUAUGGGGAUGGGUGGGGGCCUGCUACAGGGAGGGGCUUGAUGUCCCUUAUAUAUAUCUGGUGUUUGGGGUGUCUGUUAGCUCCUGAGGAAGUGGCGAGAGCCAUGAAACGCGUUGAGUGAACAGCCCUUUGUUUAGUGUGGGGCAUGCUUUUUCAUACUACCAUUUUAAAAUGCUUGAAUAAAGGUUUAUAUUUUUAAUUUUUCUACCUCCUGGAUUCCUUGGUGCUGCACCUACAAACUCACUCUCUCUUUGGAAGCAACCGUUGGGAUCUUCGGUUUUGUGACAUGCACAGGUGAAUCCUAGUACCUGGAAUAAGAUAUUUCCCAAUGUGAAAACCAAGGAUGAGAGCGCAA
Molecule: messenger RNA, 2180 nt
Organism: Xenopus laevis (African clawed frog)
Lineage: Eukaryota; Metazoa; Chordata; Amphibia; Anura; Pipidae
Exons: 2
Coding region: 1-1395 (464 amino acids)
Source: RefSeq, a predicted model, not a curated record